UCUCCGAGUUGCGAGUGUGCUGAGGCUGGGACUGUCACUCAUUCUCCGAUCAGCGCGUGAACGCAGCUCGGCAGCCGCUGGCAGGAAACAAUUCUGCAAAAAUAAUCAUACUCAGCCUGGCAAUUGUCUGCCCCUAGGUCUGUUGCUCUGCCGCCGUCCACACUCGCUGCAAGGGGGGGGGGCACAGAAUUUAUCGCGGCAAGAACAUCACUCCCAGCCAGCAGAUUACAAUGCUGCAAACUAAGGAUCUCAUCUGGACUUUGUUUUUCCUGGGAACUGCAGUUUCUCUGCAGGUGGAUAUUGUUCCCAGCCAAGGGGAAAUCAGCGUUGGAGAAUCCAAAUUCUUCUUAUGCCAAGUGGCAGGAGAUGCCAAAGAUAAGGACAUCUCCUGGUUCUCCCCCAACGGAGAAAAGCUCAGCCCAAACCAGCAGCGGAUCUCGGUGGUGUGGAACGACGAUUCCUCCUCCACCCUCACCAUCUACAACGCCAAUAUCGAUGAYGCCGGCAUUUACAAGUGUGUGGUCACUGGUGAGGAUGGCAGCGAGUCCGAGGCCACCGUCAAUGUGAAGAUCUUCCAGAAGCUCAUGUUCAAGAAUGCACCAACCCCACAGGAGUUCAGGGAGGGGGAAGAUGCUGUGAUCGUGUGUGACGUGGUCAGCUCCCUCCCCCCAACCAUCAUCUGGAAACACAAAGGCCGAGAUGUCAUCCUGAAAAAAGACGUCCGAUUCAUAGUCCUGUCCAACAACUACCUGCAGAUCCGGGGAAUCAAGAAAACAGAUGAGGGCACUUAUCGCUGUGAGGGCAGAAUCCUGGCACGGGGGGAGAUCAACUUCAAGGACAUUCAGGUCAUUGUGAAUGUGCCGCCCACCGUCCAGGCCAGGCAGACCAUUGUGAAUGCCACCGCCAACCUGGGCCAGUCUGUCACCUUGGUGUGUGAUGCUGAAGGCUUCCCAGAGCCCACCAUGAGCUGGACAAAGGAUGGGGAACAGAUAGAGAAUGAGGAAGACGACGAGAAGUACAUCUUCAGCGAUGACAGUUCUGAGCUGACCAUCAGGAAGGUGGACAAGAACGAUGAAGCCGAGUACGUCUGCAUUGCUGAGAACAAGGCCGGCGAGCAGGAUGCAUCUAUACACCUCAAAGUCUUUGCAAAACCCAAAAUAACCUAUGUAGAGAAUCAGACAGCCAUGGAACUGGAGGARCAGGUCACUCUUACCUGUGAAGCCUCGGGAGACCCCAUUCCUUCCAUCACUUGGAGAACUUCCACCCGAAACAUCAGCAGCGAAGAAAAGGCUUCGUGGACUCGACCAGAGAAGCAAGAGACUCUGGACGGGCACAUGGUGGUACGCAGCCACGCCCGCGUGUCAUCCCUGACCCUGAAGAGCAUCCAGUACACAGAUGCUGGAGAGUACAUCUGCACUGCCAGCAACACCAUCGGCCAGGACUCCCAGUCCAUGUACCUUGAAGUGCAAUAUUCCCCCAAGCUACAGGGCCCUGUGGCUGUGUACACUUGGGAGGGGAACCAGGUGAAUAUCACCUGUGAGGUUUUUGCCUACCCCAGUGCUACAAUCUCCUGGUUCCGAGAUGGCCAGUUACUGCCAAGCUCCAACUUUAGCAAUAUCAAGAUCUACAACACUCCCUCUGCCAGCUAUCUGGAGGUGACCCCAGACUCUGAAAAUGAUUUUGGAAACUACAACUGUACUGCAGUGAACCGCAUCGGACAAGAGUCUUUGGAAUUCAUCCUUGUUCAAGCAGAUACCCCAUCUUCACCAUCCAUCGACCAGGUGGAGCCAUACUCCAGCACAGCACAGGUGCAGUUUGAUGAGCCAGAGGCCACAGGUGGAGUGCCCAUCCUCAAAUACAAGGCUGAAUGGAGAGCGCUGGGAGAAGAAGCAUGGCAUGUCAAGUGGUAUGAUGCCAAAGAAGCCAACAUGGAGGGCAUCGUCACCAUCGUGGGCCUGAAGCCUGAGACGACAUAUGAGGUGCGGCUGGCGGCCCUCAAUGGCAAGGGGCUGGGAGAGAUCAGCGCAGCCUCCGGGUUCAAGACACAGCCAGUCCAUAGCCCUCCUCCACCGGCUCCAGCUAGCUCUUCUACCCUUGUUCCAUUGUCUUCACCAGCUACAACCUGGCCUCUUCCUGCCCUUACRUCCUCAGUACUGUCUAAAGGGGAGCCCAGUGCACCUAAACUCGAAGGGCAGAUGGGAGAGGACGGGAACUCUAUUAAGGUGAACCUGAUCAAGCAGGACGACGGCGGCUCCCCCAUCAGACACUAUCUGGUCAAGUACCGAGCGAAGAUCUCCUCCGAGUGGAAACCAGAGAUCAGGCUCCCGUCUGGUAGUGACCAUGUCAUGCUCAAGUCCCUGGACUGGAAUGCUGAGUACGAGGUGUAUGUGGUGGCUGAGAACCAGCAAGGGAAGUCCAAGGCAGCUCAUUUUGUGUUCAAGACCUCGGCCCAGCCCACAGCCAUCCCAGCCAAUGGCAGCCCYACCUCAGGACUGAGCACCGGGGCCAUCGUGGGCAUCCUCAUUGUCAUCUUCGUGCUGCUCCUGGUGGUCGUGGACAUCACCUGCUACUUCCUGAACAAGUGUGGCCUGCUUAUGUGCAUCGCCGUCAAUCUGUGUGGAAAAGCUGGGCCUGGAGCCAAGGGCAAGGACAUGGAGGAGGGCAAGGCGGCCUUCUCGAAAGAUGAAUCUAAGGAGCCCAUCGUGGAGGUUCGAACUGAGGAGGAACGGACCCCAAACCAUGACGGAGGGAAACACACAGAACCCAAUGAGACCACGCCGCUGACAGAGCCCGAGAAGGGCCCUGUAGAAGCAAAGUCGGAGUCCCAGGAGUCAGAAACAAAGCCAGCGCCAGCUGAAGUCAAGACGGUCCCCAACGAYGCCACACAAACAAAGGAGAAUGAGAGCAAAGCAUGAUGGGUGAUGAGCAACGAGCAGAAAUCAAAAUAAAAAGUGACACAGCAGCUUCACCAGAGCAUUUCCAAUACCACACACACGCGCGCGCACACACACACACACACACACAGUCUCAUUCCUCUAGUGUCUUUUGCCUUUAAAAAAAAAAACUAAACAGAUAAACAUGGGAUCUCCUUUUUGUAGGUUUAUAGAAAGGGCUCCUUUGUUGCACACUCACUUGUAAGAAAAUGAGACAAAAAGGUUAAACCCACAGCCAAACUAGGACACUCCGUUCCCUGAAACCAUUUAAAAAUCAAACAAAAGGACCCCAAAUUAAGAAUCUAGGAAGCUAAGGGAAAAAAAAAAAUCUAGGUUCAGAAAGACCACACUUGGUGUUACCGAUUGGCACAGACCAGUUUCAGAGAAAUACUUUCAGGCACUAAGACUAACCGAAUGAACAAAGUCCACAGUUUAUUUUUAUACUUUCAGUCGAGUUCGAACUCUGUAAAACCUCAUAAAUAAGUUAUCAUUUCUGUUCACUUUGUAUUUGUUCAGUAUGCAAAGUGUGUCACCUUUCUAGCUGAAUUCAGUUCCCACGUAGACUCUUGUUUUGUAGGAAGAAUGCCAAAUUGCAGCUUCUGGGGGUAGAUCUCAAUUUGCAGUAUUCGGACUUCUUUUGCUUUCUUUUCCUUUGGCUGUUGUUUUGUUGUUUGUGUUGGUUUCCUCCCUUCCUUUCUGCCAACUUUGUUUUCCAGUGUUUACAGGUUGACAAAUGUUUGACUUCGGUUGUGUUUAAAUGUCCAUGUAAAAUAGCUGCUUUUUUGUUGUUGUUGUUUUUGUUUUUCUCUUCUUUUUUUAGAGUAACAAAUACCGCCUAGAGGUAGGUAGGAUCCUCGUGGGCUUGCUUUAGCACAGGGUGACUUUACAAAAGAUGAUUGUUUACAGUGGUUCUACCCCCUUUUCUGAUUUGCAGUUUUUGCCUGUGUUCAGCUCAGGUGAAAAUCCAUCUCAUUGGAAUGGUUUUGCCUUUCUAUUUUCAGUUCUUUUUGUGUUUUCUUUGGGGGUUAGACCACUUUCUGAUUAGCUGCCACCUGCCUGUAUCUGUGACAAAGGAUCUGCCUCCCAGGUGUUCUCGCCCUUCCUUUUGAAGGACUCCUUAGGCUUUGUUGAAUGAAGCAGAGAAGAUUGUAUAGUUGGGGCUGGUCUUGGUGAACACACAUUUAUACCCCAAACAUCCCCUUUUUGUAGAAAGCCAAAUAAAAUAUAUACAUCCCAUUUCCUUUUGAGCCCAGAAUCUAGAUUUGAGCGGAAGAGCAUGUGUGCUUCAGGGAAUUAGUGUCUUUUUUUGGAAAUCUGUUGAAGUCAAGUAACAUCGGCCUUCUGUUCAUUUUAGGCAGCAUUUGUAGAAACAAAGAAAAAAAAAACUACUGUCUGGAGUCAUAACACAACUUUCCUGGAUUGGAAACC
Urocitellus parryii (Arctic ground squirrel) is the source of this 4361-nucleotide messenger RNA. The record is from RefSeq and is a predicted model, not a curated record. Lineage: Eukaryota; Metazoa; Chordata; Mammalia; Rodentia; Sciuridae.